Molecule: messenger RNA, 359 nt
Organism: Lucilia cuprina (Australian sheep blowfly)
Lineage: Eukaryota; Metazoa; Arthropoda; Insecta; Diptera; Calliphoridae
Exons: 1
Coding region: 117-359 (80 amino acids)
Source: RefSeq, a predicted model, not a curated record
GAUUCGUUGUGGCUGUGGCCUUACAAAAUUUAUCAAUUUCAUUAUUUCUAACAAUUGUUUAGUAAAAAUUGAGUCAUUUUUUAUUAUUUUAACAAAUUUUACAAAAAAAAAAAAAAAUGCCUUGUGUUGAAGAAAAUCCCAAAGAAGUAGAUGUUGCUUUGCAAAUCUUAGAUAUUGUUACACCACGUAUCAAUGUAUCGGCUGACACAGAUUCUGAGGUGGUACGAGAAACCUCGCAAACGGAUCAUUUAAACAAACGCUUGUUGCAAACUUUUCUACAACGCCUUAAUGUUAUGUCCGUCGUACCCACUGACAAUAACGAACCAGAGGAGGAUAAUUCCCAAGAAUUUGAAGACUAA